CAUCAAACAAACAAACACAAUCUCACUUAAGUGUUAAAAAUGGCCAAGUUCGCUCUCUCUCUUCUCCCUCUCCUUCUCCUCCUGGCCUCCACUACCGCCGUGGAGAUUCUGAACCCCAGCAGCCGCUGCCGCCGCGAGAUCGACCGGCAGAGGCUGAGCUCUUGCCGCCAGUAUCUGAAAGAGGGCAGCCGGUUCGACUGGACGCGCCAGGACGCCCGCGGCUGGCGCGAGGCGUUCCCGCGUUGCUGCGAUGAGCUUGAGCGGAUCAAUCAGCAGUGCCGCUGCGAAGCUGUCAAGCAGGUGGUGAGGGAACAUCAAUCAGCAGGAUUACAAGGGCAACAGAUGAGGGAGAUGGUGCAGACGGCACAAAGUUUGCCUAGUCUGUGUCGCAUAUCACCUCAGUAUUGUGACAACAUACCAGAAACUACUACUCCGUUUUAGAUAGUUAUGUGUAAUCAACCGUUUAAUUUUAAUAAAACCCUGCGCUGUACUAAUCGGUUUUCGGGAUUAAUUAUGUGUUUUCAUCAGCUUCAA
Messenger RNA from Salvia hispanica, 534 nucleotides. Its product is annotated as 2S seed storage albumin protein-like. The record is from RefSeq and is a predicted model, not a curated record. Gene Ontology annotation, molecular function: nutrient reservoir activity. NCBI's taxonomy places the organism in Eukaryota, Viridiplantae, Streptophyta, Magnoliopsida, Lamiales, Lamiaceae.